This is a messenger RNA of Balaenoptera acutorostrata (minke whale), 2078 nucleotides long. It is a transcript of the gene APLF, whose product is annotated as aprataxin and PNKP like factor. Lineage: Eukaryota; Metazoa; Chordata; Mammalia; Artiodactyla; Balaenopteridae. Gene Ontology annotation, cellular component: nucleus; site of double-strand break. The transcript is spliced from 10 exons. Gene Ontology annotation, biological process: double-strand break repair. The coding region runs from base 228 to 1763 and encodes 511 amino acids. The record is from RefSeq and is a predicted model, not a curated record. Gene Ontology annotation, molecular function: DNA-(apurinic or apyrimidinic site) endonuclease activity; protein binding; 3'-5' exonuclease activity.
UGUGAGGGGGGAAAUCCCUGAGUUCGUCACUGGUCGGAGUGGAGGGGCGGGACUCUGUACCCGCGCUGGGGCCUCAGCUCCUUGCGGCCUGGUCACACUCAGGGGCAGUCUUUGCUCCACCUCCCCCUGUGUUUUCCGGGGGCCUGCGUAGGCCCCGCGCCUGUCCAUGGAAGGCGGAAACGGCUGCGGGGUCCGGCUCCUCGCGAAGGGGUCUAAUCCUCGCCGCCAUGUCCCGGGCCUUCGAGCUGCAGCCGCAGGACGGCGGCCCCCGGGUGGCCCUGGCGCCGGGGGAGACGGUGAUCGGCCGCGGGCCGCUGCUGAGAAUAACAGAUAAGAGAGUGUCCAGAAGACAUGCCAUUCUUGAAGUGGUGGGUGGUCAGCUUCGAAUCAAACCGAUACAUACAAAUCCAUGCUUUUAUCAGUCUUCUGAGAAGAGCCAGCUCUUACCAUUGAAGACAAAUCUAUGGCACUGGUUGACUCCUGGAGAUAGUUUUUCUUUAUUAGUUGACAAAUACAUUUUCCGUGUUUUGUCUACACAUUCUGAAACAGAAAUGGAAUGCACUUUAAGAAACAGUCAAAUACUUGAUGAAGAUGAUAUAUUGAAUGAAACACCAAAAUCUUCCUUGAUUGAUUUGCCUGAUGAGACACCUGGUGCCCCACAGCUGGAAAGAAGCACAGAAAUAGGAAAGACCCAGACCACUGCAAAUACUGUGUCUUUCCUAGAUGAAAGUAGAGACUUGAGUAAGCAACAGCCAAACCCUUCCCAGAGGAAAAGAACCCUUCCAGCGUGGAUGUUAACAGAAAAUCUAAGUGAUCAGAACCUUUCAGUACCAGUCAUCAGUGGAGAUAAUAAUGUAAUCCAGGAAAGUGGAAAAGAAGGAAUCUGCAAAGACAAAACCCAAGUAAGCAUCACACAGCAGGGAAGAAAGCGAUUAAUUUCAUCAGGAAGUACAGAAAGUAUAUCAGCAGAGCAAGACACAGGAAAAAAGUGCAAAAAUGCUGACCAGGAAGAGUCUAUCAUUUCAUCCAAGGAAAUGUCACAGUCAUUUUCUGCAAUCACAUUAGAUAACACAGAGGUAAAUAACCUGAAGACUAAUGCACAGAGAAAUGAAAUCCCAGUAGAGGAACUUGGUAAGGUUCCUGAACAUAAAAUCACCACUAAGGGAACAGCAAAUAAAGACAGCAAGGCGAGGAGUUGGUCUGAGAGUUGUUUGAGUGCCCAAGGCAAGUCCUUCCAUGACGAGCCUCAAAGAUCUCAUCCUGAGUCUGGCUCUGAUCCCUCCGAUCCUGAAACUUUGCAUGCAAAGGCAGCUGAUUCAGUGCCACAGGGUUCUGAAGAAAACAAGGUCAAGAGGACAUCCUGCAUGUAUGGGGCAAACUGCUACAGGAAGAAUCCUGUCCAUUUUCAACACUUCAGUCACCCUGGUGAUAGUGAUUAUGGAGGUGUACACAUCACAUGUCAAGGUGAGGCUGAUGACCGGCCCGAAUGUCCCUAUGGAGCAUCUUGUUAUAGGAAGAAUCCCCAGCACAAGGUAGAAUAUAGACAUAGUACAUUUCCAGUGAGAAACAUUUCAGAUGAAGAUGACAGUGUUGGGCAACCCAGUGAGUACAACCUGAAUGACAGCAUUAUAGAUGAUGAGGAAGAAGAAUAUGAGCCAACAGAUGAAGAUUCCGACUGGGAACCAGGAAAGGAAGACCUAGAAAAGGAAGAUAUGGAAGGGCUUUUGAAAGAAGCAAAAAAGUUUAUGAAAAGAAAAAAGUAACUCUUCUCUGCAGUAAUAUAUGGCUCAUAUUUACCAUUUCUUUGUGGAAAAAUAAUUCAGGAACUAAGGAAGCACUUAAGUGAUAAUUGUUUUCCUUCUUUUUAUAGUUAUGACUUUACUAUUGACUCUUUACAAGUGAAACACUAAAAUGUCAGCCUUCAGUGUAGUGGAUGGAAUUUGUUUUGUUGCUUUGCUUUUUCUAUCCUAUUUUAAGCAUCUGGAAAUAAGCAGACAGAGAGUUAAAAAGAAAUAAUUGAUAUUUUUCAUGUACUUUGUGUGUUUAUAAUAAAAGUAAAAGCCAUAGGUUGCACAAAA